GGUGUCAACCGUUACGUUGAAUAACAAAAUUGAACUAAACCAAAUCCAAGUAAAAAAAAUCCGACGCUUGACGCCACUUGUCGAUAUAAUUCAAAUGGCAUAUAUUUAUCAAAUAAAUUAAAAAGUAAACAAAGGUGUUAAUGUGCUUCGUGUUUGAAUGAAUUAUUAAAAUGACUGACAGUGAAGACGAUUUGUUAGAAAGUUAUCAAUAUAGUUUUCGAAACGAGGGAAUGGCAAUCCGUGCGAAAGGUCCGAACAUAGAUUUUGAAACUUUUAGCCUUCCAUCAUCAACAAUGCAAAUGCUGCCUGGGAAUAUAAACCGACCAAAAUAUGGUCAUAUGAAUAAUGGUCAACGAAGCUAUUUCAGAAGAGAGACUUCUCCAAUGUCCGCAUAUAACGUUUCCCAUUUCAGUCGUCCGUACUAUCGCAGUUUCUCCACGCGAAGUCAUAUAGGUUCUCACCAGUCUGUUUACAAUCGUGGAAACCGUUCACCGGCUUCCGUACGGAGUUUAGAUUCAACUGCAACUGUUACAGCAUCAGAUAUAGUGGUUGCAUUAAAAAAUGAACACUUCAGCAAAUAUGAUCAAAAACUGUUAAAAGCUGCAUGUUAUAAAUUCUUAAAGAAUAAGUCAAGAAAGAGACUUGAGUAUAUGCGUAAUCGUAGGAUCCUAAUGAACACAAUUAGAAGGCGAUGUUCAACAGAAGACUUAGGGGAAAUGGCCAGUGAAUCAUCUUCCAGUAGUGAAAAUAGUGUAUCACCUAAAAUCUUUAAACCUAAAGAAACUAAUGGUAAAAUAAUUAAAAAUAAUGUAAACCAACCUUGUAUGGCGAAUAAUUCUGUGAAUAUACUUGAUAUUAAUCAGAAACAAAAUGAAAAUGUUGAGGAAAUAAUUGUUGCACCUUUAGCAAGCAAUUCAUGUACAUACAAUAGUAAAGAAAAUUCUUUCUUACUAAAAGACAGAUUCAAAAAAGGAUUCCUUUUACCAUCACAAAGAUUUUCUAAUUCUAAUAAUGGACAUUCAACAGAAAUAAAUUUGUCAUGUAAUUCCAAUAAAAAUCAAGUGCCUGAUCUAAUUAGACAAUGUUCGAGAGAGCAAAAUGAAAAUAACAGUGACGAAGAAAUAUUUUCAGUACCAACAAAUGAUAAAGGUCCAGAAAAGUCACAGACAACUACUCGUAAAAGAACUAUUGAUUGUAAUGAAAAAGAGGAUAAUCCAAAGGCACCCAAACAGAUGAAAAGAGAUACACCCAAAAAAGCUGAAAGUUUAAACUGUGUAAAUAAUGAUUUCAACUUUGCAAGGCCACAGAUGCCUAUAACAAAGUUUGGCAAACAUAAAAAGAAGAAAGCGCAACCUGAAAUAUUAAUAUCUAAAUCAUCUCAACCACUUUCUGUUAUUAAUGAAACUGUCAUAAAUAAUUUGUCUCCAAUACGUAAAGAACCUAUUGAAGAAUCUACAAAACAAAAUAUUAAUAACACAGACAUAAGAAGCAGCAUAAAUAAUGAGUCUGCGAAUACAACCAAUGAUGUAUCCAAAAGGCCUAGUUUUAUCAAGAGAAAAUUAUUUACUCAAAAACUAGAUAUUAUUGAAGCUAAGAUUGACACACCUCAAAGUAGCCCUUCAGUAGAUAAAUAUGUUGGUAAUAAAGAAAAAACCAAACCACGAAAACUGGCAUCUUCACAAUCUUGUAUGAGCCGUGAUGUUGCGGAAGAUAAUAAUAAUCUUUUAAAUCUACUUCACAAAAUAGUCCCAGCUGAACAAAUGAGUUUAAUCAACUCAACAACAAAUAAACCUGAUUCUGGGAACAGAAAGAGUGAUGGUGAUUGUGCUAAAUGGGAUAUUGAUUCAGUUUUAUCCACUUGCAAUGCUGAUGAUGGCAGCGAAACUUAUACUGAUGAGGAAAUACUUGCUAAUGGAAAGAAUGAUAACAGAAAAUCUAAUGAUAUAGCUCAACAGAACGGAACAUCCGAAGAAAUUGAGGAAAUCCCACAGAAAAAUAAAGCAAAUGAAAAAACUGUUAAAAGUGGAAUCAAAGAUGGAAAUAAAAAUUCUACAAAAACAAAUCAAAAAACCUUUUGGGAUACAGACAUUGAGAGUGACUGGGAAAGCAAUGUAUAUUUACCUUAUAAACUUAACAAUUGCCAAAGAAGUAAUGCUCCAGAUAAUCAACAGGUUGAUAAAGUAAAUGAAAAUAACAAGAGUGUUGCAGUUAAUUCUCUGCCUAAAAAGAUUAAUUUAAAUUGUCUAAAUGUUGAUGCUAUUAAAAAAACUGCAAAUAAUUGUCAACAAUCAAUUUGGGAUACAGACUUUGAAAGUGAUCUCGAAAGUUAUGGAAUUUUGCCUAAAAAAGCUGGAAACUGUAAAACAAAUAAUACUACAAAUAACAAGAAUAUUAAUCAAGAAAAUGGUGAAAGUAACAAAAAUCUUCCGGCUAAUUCAAGAGCGAAAAAGAUUAAUUUGAAGUCUGCCAACAUUGAUGUAAAUAAAACGGUUACUAACAAUUAUCAAAAGUCAAUUUGGGACACUGACUUUGAGAGUGAUCUUGAAGGUUGUGGCAUUUUACCUCAAGCUAAAAAAGCUAGCAAAAUAAAUCCAAUUACAGCCAACAGAAAAAUUAAUAUAGAAGAAAAGUGUGAAAAUAAAAAUAGUACAGUUAAUUCUAAAACUAAAAAUGUUACUAACCCGAAGAGUCAAAAGGUUGAUGCUAAUAAAAAAACUGCUAAGAAUCAACCAAAGUCUAUUUGGGACACAGACUUUGAGAGUGAUAUGGAUCUAUCAAAUAAAUCGGGAAUUUGUAAAGUCAAUGAAACAAUUAACAAAAAUGGCAGUAAUAAAGAAAAUAUUCAAAAAAAUGGAGGUGUUGCCAUGCAAUCUGAUGCCAAGCGGAUUAUGAUCAUAAAAUGUCAAAGGAUAAACACAAACAUGUUAACUAACACUGGUCAAAAAUUAAUCAGUCAAUACUUGGAAACAGACAGUAAAAAUAAUAAGGCAACACCAAAAAAAAGGCUCAAAAAGGAUGACAAUGUAAAAGAAAAUUCUCCUGUAACUAAAACUAAAGCAAAAGGGAUAAAAAGAACACCAACUAAAUAUGUUCAAGAUAAAAAUGUCAGUAAGAAAAAGGCGAUGGAUAUUCAAAAGAAAAAUAUUUCACCAGAACCUGAUAACAAUAUUUCUAAUGUCUCGGGGAGAUGGUUAAGAGCAAACAGAAGAGCUAACAAUUCAAUGAACGAUUUAAAAGCUAAGGAUUCUCUUAAAACAACUCUCAUCAGUCACAGGAUGACGCGACAGAAGACGAAAAUACUGAAUAAUUCUGAUAUAACUUCUACAACAAUACAACCCAAUGUAUCCACUGAGUUGAAUAUAUCUGUUCGAUCUUUAAGACCAAGAAAAAAAAGAGUACCAAAAUGGUAACCCAAUAGGCAAUGGUCUGAUUUAAUAUCUGACCAUAUCAAUUCACAAAGUUGUAGAUAUUAAGCUUUAAUAUAGAAUAAGCUUUUUUAUAUGUUUUUAAUUGAAAUUAGUCUAUUAAGACCAAUAUAGAAAUUUCGAAUGUAUUUUGCUUGUUCGUGUGUGUAAUAAUGAUGACUUUAUUCUCCAAAGAUGUCCAACUAACGAAUGGAUACUUUAUUGUAAAUAUUUAGUAAUAUAUAUUGAAAA
Molecule: messenger RNA, 3656 nt
Organism: Papilio xuthus (Asian swallowtail)
Lineage: Eukaryota; Metazoa; Arthropoda; Insecta; Lepidoptera; Papilionidae
Exons: 9
Coding region: 171-3410 (1079 amino acids)
Source: RefSeq, a predicted model, not a curated record